Callorhinchus milii (elephant shark) is the source of this 3190-nucleotide messenger RNA. RefSeq names its product S-phase cyclin A-associated protein in the ER. The transcript has 23 exons. Gene Ontology annotation, molecular function: zinc ion binding; nucleic acid binding. NCBI's taxonomy places the organism in Eukaryota, Metazoa, Chordata, Chondrichthyes, Chimaeriformes, Callorhinchidae. The coding region runs from base 68 to 3190 and encodes 1040 amino acids. The record is from RefSeq and is a predicted model, not a curated record.
GGCAGUGGAUGAAAUAUAUGUCACCUGUGAGUCGGAUCAGAGUGUGGUGGAAUGUAAGGAGGUGCUGAUGAUGCUGGAUAACUAUGUUCGAGAUUUCAAAGCGUUAAUAGAUUGGCUGCAGCUGCAAGAAAAGCUGGAGAAGACAGAUGCACAGAACAGACCCACAUCUCUGGCAUGGGAAGUGAGGAAAAUGUCUCCAGGGCGACAUGUCAUGCCAAGUCCACCUACAGAUCGAAUUGGCCCCACAUCAAGUGCUCGAAGGAGUUUGAACUUUGUGGCUUCUAAUACCAUGCCACCUCCUCCUGUUUUGGUAGCUGCUCGUCUUGCCCCAACUGGUGCGAGUUGGGCUGACAAAGUAAAAGCUAAUCGGGCAAGCACGGCUUUUACAGGAGUACCAAAACACGCCCGAAAUAGCUCCCAGAAGUCUUCUCAGAGGAUUGUAUCACAGACAAUUGAAAGAACGGAUGCUGAAGGUUGGGAGACAGUGCAUCGUGGGAGACCUGCUCGUCCACGGUCUGCGGCUAUGGUAGCGAACGUCAACAUAAAGACACCAGAAACAGUGUAUCUGAGCCUUAAGGAUGACAGUGAUAAGGAGAAUGGACACUCAGGAGAACAGAACGGAAAACAAGAGUUUGUACAAAUCAGUUCUCAUUCCAAGAGUGUGUCAGUUGCAACAGAAAAGUUAGUUGAGCCCAACGAAGACUCCCUCGCAGACAGCCUUAAGAGCACAGAAACCACGUCUGUGGAUGUAGCACAACCCGAUAAUGUGCCUUUGCAAGACAAGUCUUGGCGACAAGAUCCAGGAACCGCUGAGAAAGAGAGAGACACUGUCUGCCCUUCAGAAGAUGCAAAGGUGGAAGUGGGAGAUGCAGUAACUGUGCAAGAAGCAGCUCAAGUGGACGCUGCCAGACCGGGAUCUGAAGUAGACCUUUCCAAUGAACUUUCAAACCAAUCUAUGGCAGCAGUUCUUGCUAAAGGAGAAGAACUGGCGAAUCGUCUGGAACAGGAGAACGAGGAAGCGAUUGCUAAUGCCAUUGCAGAGGAGGAGCAGUUAACCAGAGAAAUACAAGCCGAGGAGAACAAUGACAUUAACCUCGAAACUGAUGCUGAAAACGAGUUUUCCGCCAGCAUGGUUAGCGGAAACUUGUCUCUUUAUGGUCUCUCAUCACUGUCCCAGAACCUGGAUUGGAAUGAUGUGCUGGCAGAAUAUGAAGCACGGGAGCCUUGGCGUCAGAGUACCUCCUGGGGGGAUAUUGUGGAGGAAGAGCCAGCACGACCACCUGGACAUGCCAUCCAGAUGCACGAGAAACUUUCCUCCCCAUCUCGGAAAAUGACAAUCGCGGAAUCCAAAAGAAAACAUGAGGAAAAGCAGCUGAAAGCCCAACAACUGCGUGAAAAGCUCAGAGAGGAGCAAACGCUCAAACUACAGAAAUUAUUGGAGCGGGAGAAGGAAGUCCGGAAAUGGAAAGAAGAGUUGCUGGAACAGAGGCGGAGGAUGAUGGAGGAAAAGUUACUACACGCAGAGCUUAAACGGGAACUACAGCUUCAGGCCAUUGUAAAAAAGGCACAAGAGGAAGAAGCCAAGGUUAAUGAGAUUGCGUUCAUCAACACGUUGGAAGCUCAGAACAAGCGCCAUGAUGUUCUGGCAAAGCUAAAAGAAUACGAGCAGCGGCUGAAUGAGCUGCAGGAGGAGCGACAUCGCCGCCAGGAGGAGAAGCAAGCACGGGAUGAGGCUGUGCAGGAGCGUAAGCGAGCAUUGGAGGCUGAGCGGCAGGCGCGUGUGGAGGAAUUGCUGUUGAGAAGGAGGGAACAGGAAGCACGGAUUGAGCAGCAACGGCAAGAGAAAGAGAGAGCAAGAGAAGAUGCAGCACGAGAGAGAGCCAGGGAUCGGGAGGAGAGACUGGCAGCACUUAGUGCAGCACAACAAGAAGCCAUGGAGGAGCUGCAGAAAAAGAUACAACUAAAGCAUGAUGAAAGUAGCCGACGGCACAUGGAGCAGAUAGAGCAACGGAAGGAGAAAGCAGCCGAGCUAAGCAGCGGGAGACAUGCUAACACUGACUUCGCUCCCAAACUUACUCCGUACGAACGUAAAAAGCACUGUUCAUUGUGCAACGUGCUGAUCACCUCUGAGGUCCACCUGUUCAGCCACAUUAAAGGGAAAAAGCACCAGCAGGCUGUCCGGGAGAACAGCAGCAUUCAAGGGAGGGAACUGUCAGACGAAGAAGUGGAACACCUAUCCUGCAAGAAAUACAUUGUAGACAUUGUGACCGAGACCUGCAUUCCGACAGAACCCAUAAAGGAUGGGGAAGAAAAGCAGAAAACCAGGAAAAAGGCCAAGAAACUUCGAACACGCAUGAACUCCCGGGGCAAAGAAUAUGAAACUUCUCUGGAUGCCAAGAUUCAGAUUCCAGACUCUCCCUUCAAAGCCAAACUCCAGAGAUUAGUUAAAGAUCUUCUGAAGCAGCAGCAAGGACAAGACAGUGGGCCAUGGGCAAACAACAAGGUGUCUUCUCUGGAUAGGACGUUGGGAGAAAUCAUCCGCAUUCUGGAGAAACAGAACAAUGCAGAUAAGAUCGGAUUCCAGGUCGGCGGAGGUCUAACUGCCCUUGAGCAGAUCCUUCAGGUUGUUACUGCUGUUUCCAGCCCCAACAUUAGCCUGCGGAUUCCAAUCAAAUCCCUGUGCAAUGUGAUUAAUGCAUACUGCUUUGCCUGCAAUGGCUGCUAUGACAACUGCAUCUAUGUUCUGCUCAGUAACAAGAUCACCUUCUUAAUGGAGCUACUGAUGCAUCAGUUGACAAUCUUUGUUCCUGCUGAAGAUGAAACCAGCUUUGGAAAAAGUGUGAACAAGCAAGUAUUUGAAGGACUGACAACCGGACUGCUCCAAACAUGUGCCACUGUGCUUGAGUGCCUGGCCACCAAUCUCCUUGAGGCCAGCAGUCAGCCUGGCACACCUAAGAAAUCUCUCCAAGAAACCAAGAACAACUGCUCACAGAGUGAAGUCUACAGCAACAGAGUGCAGGAUCUGAUUAGCUAUGUAGUAUAUAUCGGACUUAUCGACAAGCUGUAUGGCUGCUUCUUAUCCAUACAAGGACCUGUUGAUGAUCUUCCUAAGAUUGCCUCCUUUCUACAAAAUACUACUGCAUUACUACAUGGUCUGUGCAGGUUGGAUUUUGCCGUCCUCAACAGGUAG